Molecule: messenger RNA, 2855 nt
Organism: Saprolegnia parasitica CBS 223.65
Lineage: Eukaryota; Oomycota; Saprolegniomycetes; Saprolegniales; Saprolegniaceae
Product: TKL protein kinase
Exons: 22
Coding region: 48-2855 (935 amino acids)
Biological process (GO): protein phosphorylation
Molecular function (GO): protein kinase activity; ATP binding; protein binding
Source: RefSeq, a predicted model, not a curated record
CUUUCCGUCGGCGCCAAUGUGGACGUCCACACAACAAGAGACGACGCAUGUCGACACUGGACGCUCAGCUGUGGCACGCAGCCUUCAACGGUUGCGUCAAUGAUGUGGCGCUCUGCCUCGAGAGAGGCGCCAAUGUCCAUUGGACCAACGAGGACGGCAGCGCAGCCCUCCUGGCGGCGGCCCAAAACGGUCAUGACCCUGUUGUGGCCUUGCUGCUCGCCGCUAACUCCGCGGUUGACCAGGCGAGAAACAACGGAGCGACGGCGCUAAGUCUCGCAGCGCAGAACGGCCAUUGCGAGGUCGUGGCCAUUGUCGUCGCCGCAAACGCCGACGUGAACCACGCCAUGACGGACGGAGCGACGCCGCUGGCGAUGGCCGCGCAGUACGGUCACGAUGCCGUCGUGAGAGCAUUGCUAGCGGCCAACGCCGUCGUGGAUCAAGCUAGAAGCAACGGUGCGACGCCCUUGUGUCUCGCGGCCCAAAACGGCCACGAGGCGGUCGUCGCCACGCUGCUCUCCGCCAACGCCCACGUGCGCCAAGCGACCAACAACGGCGCGACGUCGCUCUGCCUUGCUGCCAAGCAUGGCCAUACUGCCGUCAUCGUAGCAUUGCUGGCUGCCGGCGCCGACGUUGGCCACGCGAUGACCGACGGCGCGACGGCGUUGUUUCUCGCGGCGCAGAAUGGCCACGUGCGCGUCGUCACAGCUCUCAUUGGCGCCGGCGCUGCCGUCGACGACGCCAAACACAACGGAGCGACACCGCUCUUGGCCGCCGCCCAAAACGGCCACGGCAUGGUCGUCACGACACUCGUGGCAGCGCAAGCGGCGGUGAACCACGCGAGAAAUAAUGGAGCGACACCCCUUUGGCUCGCCGCCAAGAAUGGCCAUGAUACCAUUGUCGCCGACCUGCUCGCCGCCCAUGCGGCCGUAAAUCAAGCUCGAAACGACGGGGCGACGGCUCUCUUGGCGGCGUCUCAAAACGGCCACGACGCCGUUGUAGCGAUGCUCCUUGCGGCCCACGCAUCGGUCAACCAAGGCGCGAGCGAUGGUGACACGCCCCUUCUCGGCGCGUCGCGCAAUGGGCAUCACGAGAUCGUUGCUCGGCUCAUCGACGCGGGGGCCGACGUCGAUCAGGGCCUUCGAGAAAGCUUUCCGUCCCAGGACCAGCUUCUCAUGCCCGGCGCGACGCCGCUGUUAUUGGCCGCACUGUUUGGCCACGAAGACGUUGCCAGAGUUUUGCUCUCUGCCCGCCCCAACGUGCAUGCGACCGACGCGAAGGGCCAGACAGCGCUGACGGUAGCCAUGCGCGGCGGUCACUUGACCAUUGUCGGUCUCCUCCUCGACGCUGGCGCCCACGCAGACGGCAUCGACCUCGCGCGCCUCGAGGAAGCGUACGACGCGCGUGCUUCGGAGCUUUUGGCCGCGGUCGUCGCUGGGGAUGUCGUGCGCGCGAGUAUGCUCGUGGAAGAGAGUGUGAGCCCCAACCUCACCACCGAGAGUGGUGACAGCCUCUUGCACCUCGCGCGAAAUGCACGCAACCAGGAGAUCGAAACCCCGCUCGUCUUGGCCAUGAAGCUGCGCCACCGCCGGUUGCCGCAGCUCAUCUUCUCGGCAGUCCAUUGCAUCGCGCACUGCGUGCCCGAGCGCGCAAUCCACAUUGAUACCAAGAGCCUCCUCGGCGACGGCGGCUUUGGCUACGUGCACAAAGGCUUGUACAAGAACGAGCGCGUCGCGAUCAAGUCGGCUAAAUACGCAGCCGGCGCCGAUGACCUUCGCGCAGAGAUCAACGUCAUGCAAACAUGCAACUCGCCGUACUUGCUGCAGCUCAAGGCGGUCUCGGGGCAGUACAGUGACAACCCCAAGCUCGUGCUCGAGUACAUGGACGGCGGCAACCUCCGCCAGUACCUCGACAAGAAGCGCAAGGGCGAGCCCGUUCCGUUCGACUACUCGACGCUCGAUAUUGCAUGGGUCAUUGCCAACGCUUUGGCCGACCUCCACCGGAAUGGCUUUAUGCACCGCGACCUCAAGAGCCUCAACGUGCUUUUGAGCUCCUCCAACUACAUCAAGGUGGCCGACUUUGGCCUCACAAAAGAGUUCAACCUCGACAUGACGACGUUUGUGGGAACGCCGGCGUGGAUCGCACCCGAAGUCUUUGCUUCGGGAACCACGUACGGCUACGCGGCCGACAUUUACUCGUUUGGCGUCAUUUUGACCGAGCUCGAGACGCUGCAGGUGCCGUAUGCUGGCAUGAACCUCUUUGCGAUCGUGGACGGCGUCCGCAGCGAGCUGCGUCCGUCGGUGAGCUCCAAGUGUGCGCCGUGGUACAAGGCGCUGGUCGACGACUGCUUGUCGUUUGAUCCCAAGCAGCGUCCGAUGGCGCAGACGAUCAUCGAUCGUUUGUUGCUGCAGGAAAAGGCUCUUGUUGGUCGAGAACCGGUCACCGAGCCCGAGACCAAGACCGAGCGUCUGGUAACGCUGCCGCAACUGACGAAGGGCAUGAGCAGCAGCUCGUCCACCUCGUCGACGUCGUCGUCCUCGUCCCGGGCGAUGUCCAGUCGUCUGCCGUGCCCAGCAUGCAAGACGCGCAACGCAGCUUUGAACGAUCACUGCAGCAGCUGCAACGAGGCCAUGCCGGACGUGUCGGCCAAGCUCACGCUCUUGCUCAAGCGCGCCAAGGUGGCCAACGCCAAGGGCUUCUCGAUCAACCUUUGCAUCAACUGCGACAUUUGCGAAAUGACCAACUUGAUGACGGCGGCGACGUGCACCGACCCCGAGUGUGGCGAGGAGCUUCUGGACGACGCGGAGAAGCUGCGCAUCCUCACCCGUCGCUUCGACCUCGCGACCAGCGCGGUGUAA